Messenger RNA from Pogona vitticeps (central bearded dragon), 703 nucleotides. NCBI's taxonomy places the organism in Eukaryota, Metazoa, Chordata, Lepidosauria, Squamata, Agamidae. The record is from RefSeq and is a predicted model, not a curated record.
AUGUCUCGGAGCUCGAAGGGUGUCCUGGUGACCUCUGAAGAUAUUGUUGUCCAUUUCAUGGAAGAGGAGUGGGCUCUACUGAAUGAAGGCCAGAGGGCUCUGCACCGAGACGUCAUGGAGGCAAAUGUAGCCAGUCUGAUAUCUGUGGCUAUGAGUACAAGAGAGAAGAGGAGUGAGGAAGAAGAAGGUGCCAUGUUUUUUGGUGCCGUCAUGGCUAAAAAGCAGAAAGAACCCUUAAAAUGCAGCAAGACGGUCCAGCGUAGGAGACGCCUUGCUUCCCAUCACCAAUUCCAUACAUCAAAGGAGAUGCUGAAAAGUUUGGAAGAAGGAAGGAGCUUUGGUCAGAGUGGUCCACUUUUCUCCCAUCCAAGCAUCCACACAGUGGAGAAACCGUUUCAGUGCUUGGAAUGUGGAAAGGGCUUCACGCAGAGUGGAAAUCUUGCUUCCCACAUGAGAAUCCACAGAGGCGAGAAGCCAUUUCUCUGCUUGGAAUGUGGGAAGAGCUUCAGACAGAGCUCACACCUGAAAAGCUUCAGUCACCGCAAUACACUUAGUUCACAUCUUAGAACUCACACUGGGGAGAAACCUUUUAAGUGCAUGGAAUGCGGAAGGAGCUUCAGCCAAAGCAGCAUCCUUUCUAUUCAUCAGAGGACACACACUGGGGAGAAACCCUAUCAAUGUGUGCAAUGUGGGGAGAGCUUCG